AUGUCGGUCAUCGUGCUGGAGUUUGUGAAGGAUGGUUGGCGGACCGGCUCGAACUCUGGACUUCUUCGAUGCCAAGCUGAAGCUUUGAUCCAAGUUCUCGCUCGACUUCAUGCUUGGGGUCUGAAGGGCAAGGACAGUCUGCCAUGGUUGGAGGACUGCCGAGAUGGACAUCUUCUGAAGCACGGCUUGCCGGACUUGUUCCGAAGCAGCGUUCUCAAAGUCACGGAAGAGAAGAUCCAGGCCGCGUCACCGGCAGUCGAACUGCAGCAUGCACGAAAGAUGCUCGAGAUGCUCCAGCUUGCAGCGAAACCCGGCUUCUAUGAGUUCGCGAUCGACUCGGUGAUGCUAUCCGGCCCAGAAACAGUCGUCCACAUGGAUGCGCGGCAGGGAAAUGCCUUUUUCGAAGAGGACAAGUCCGGCGAUGACGGAAAAAGACGAGUGAAGCUUUUCGAUUGGCAAAAUGUCACAAGGGGGACUGGGGCCCUGGAUUUGGCUUACACUCUGAGUGGUUCUUUGUCCGUUUCCGACCGUCGUGAAUGGCAAGAUGAUUUGCUGGCAUUGUACAGACAAGUCUUUUGUGAUGUGUCCGGCACCUCAUACCCAAUGGAGCGUCUCAGAGACGACUACCGGAACGCCUUGAUAUGGCCUCUCGUCUGGGCGGCGCUUACACUCGCGGAUGUUGAAGCCACAGUGGACCACUGCGCUGGUCCCAUGUUGGGUGCUGGCGCCGCCGCUGAGGAUGUGGCAAAGCGUGUCAAAGCCAGGGAGGUUGCACGGGAGUUUGUGACGGUGGGUUCAGAGAGGUACAUCCAAGCAGCAUUGGAUGAAGGCAGUGUGCAUUGUGUACAAGACACGAUGUGCAAGUGA
Molecule: messenger RNA, 867 nt
Organism: Symbiodinium necroappetens
Lineage: Eukaryota; Dinophyceae; Suessiales; Symbiodiniaceae
Source: the annotation of a GenBank genome assembly